GGUGAAAUCUUGCUUAAAUAAUACAGAAAGAUAAAUAAAAGAAUACAAAAACUUGUGGCGACGACAUGAACUACCAUGACGGGUGAAUCAAUCUCCGCUGGGGUUUAGCAAAACCCGUGUCAUCCUGCAAAAAAAUUCUGGUAUUUAUUGGGUGAUUUCAUUUGACCGGAUCUCUCUCCCAACUCGUCUGCACUUUUUUUCAAGUUACCAGUAUGACAUCCCUUUACGAUACAUCCGCGCUAAAAGCGCUUGCUAUAGCCGGUGGAGCUACUGCGGCUGUUCUCUCACUGUUAGCCAUUAAAUAUCCAGAUAGGGCGGUUUUCGAUGAACUUCGCGAGGGCGUUCCCAAUGUCCCGGGCGUGCCGUUGCUUGGUAAUUUGCCGAAGAUGCUGUCCCGAACGGAUGAUAUAAAUGAUUGGACCACGGAAACGUUUGAACAAGCUAAUGCGCUAACUUGCACUGCGUCGUCUCUCGGGUUGCCUUUUGCCAUCCAAACCAUCGAUCCGCGCAAUGUAGAGCAUUUUUUAAGAGUCAACUUCGAAAACUAUGUCAAAGGACCCCAUUUCUCCAAGUCUACCAUCGAUCUGCUUGGUCAUGGUAUCUUUAAUGCCAAUGGAGAACAAUGGCGAUACCAACGCAAGACUGCUAGCCACAUCUUUAACGUGAAGAACUUUCGAGAUUCCUUCACUGAUGUGUUUAUCAAUGAAUUACAGAUCAUGGAAAAGCACAUCCUCGAUGAAGCAGCUGUUACGGCAGACCCGGUUGAUUUGCACGAUCUGUUCUAUCGAUUCACGCUGGAUUCGUUUGUUCUGUUGGGCUUUGGAGUAAAUAUUCAUGCAAUGACACGGAAAGACAAAGUUCCCUUUGCUGUUGCCUUUGAUGAGUGUCAACGCGACUCCUUUGUGCGUUUCAUCGAUCCCUUUUAUUCAUUCAACAAGUUAAUGAGCAAGAUCUUUACACCAUGGAGAAUGACGGCCGACGAUCAUUUGAAGGUGUUGAAUUCUUUCGCCGCCGACGUGAUUGCUACGCGACGUAAAGAACUUGCCGAAGGAAAAAGCUAUGGUGACCUUUUAUCUCGAUUCAUGAAUACACGAAAUGAAACAGGCGAACCGCUCAAUGACCAAGAAUUACGGGAUACCAUCAUCAAUAUUCUUAUUGCUGGCCGGGAUACAACAGCACAAGCUUUGUCGUGGACCUUUUAUAAUUUGAUGCUCCAUCCACGCAUUGAAAGCAAGCUAUUGGAAGAAAUCAACACCCAUAUUGUCGACGGCAUCGAAUCUGAUGCCCCAGCUCUUUAUGAAGUCAUUAAAAAGAUGCCUUAUGCACAUGCGGUAUUCUAUGAAGUACUUCGUCUGCAUCCUCCCGUUCCCACUAAUCAGAAAUACGCCCUGGAUGAUGAUGUAUGGCCUGAUGGCACGAUAAUCCGAAAAGGAGAUUAUGUGCUGUGGUCGACCUACUCAGCUGGCCGAUCGGAAGCGAUAUGGGGUUCGGACGCCAAACUUUUCAAACCUGAACGCUGGUUGACGGAGGAUGGUACACUUCAAAAGAGAUCACAAGGCGAAUGGCCAGUCUUCCAUGUGGGACCUCGAGUAUGCUUAGGUCAAAAUCUUGCUACCUUGGAAGCACUGGUAGCUAUCGUCUUGCUGUUGAAAAAGUACAAAUUCUCACUGAUACCCGGACAAAAAAUUACUUAUGACGCAAGUUUGACAUUGCCAAUGAAGUACGGCCUGAAAGCAUCGGUCGAACGUCGAUCGUAAUCGAUGCUUCCUAGUUCGUUCCUAUUUUAUAUGUACCAUAAAGAAAUAACUUGAUCCAUUUUAUCUCAAUAUUAUAUUAUUUUUUGUCAUCAUGUAUUUUAACAACGAGAUUCUUGUUUUUAGCGACUGUAAUCACAUCAUAAAAUAAACCUUGACCACGCUCCAGCGGCGUCAAAUGUUCCAACA
Messenger RNA from Radiomyces spectabilis, 1943 nucleotides. Its product is annotated as cytochrome P450. The record is from RefSeq and is a predicted model, not a curated record. The coding region runs from base 213 to 1757 and encodes 514 amino acids. Gene Ontology annotation, molecular function: iron ion binding; oxidoreductase activity, acting on paired donors, with incorporation or reduction of molecular oxygen; heme binding. NCBI's taxonomy places the organism in Eukaryota, Fungi, Mucoromycota, Mucoromycetes, Mucorales, Radiomycetaceae. The transcript has 7 exons.